Messenger RNA from Colletotrichum destructivum, 1125 nucleotides. RefSeq names its product Putative small ribosomal subunit protein eS7. Gene Ontology annotation, molecular function: structural constituent of ribosome. Gene Ontology annotation, cellular component: ribosome; cytosolic small ribosomal subunit; small-subunit processome. The transcript is spliced from 3 exons. The record is from RefSeq and is a predicted model, not a curated record. Lineage: Eukaryota; Fungi; Ascomycota; Sordariomycetes; Glomerellales; Glomerellaceae. Gene Ontology annotation, biological process: ribosomal small subunit biogenesis; rRNA processing; translation. Bases 168 to 779 code for a protein of 203 amino acids.
UUGCAAACCCCAAUCACUCGCUGGGUCCCCGCCCACCGUCUCUCAAUCGCAAAACUUUCGGAUCGCGACGUUCGUACCCAUCUCGACUUUUUUCUCGUUUUCGACUUCGUCCGCUCGAGCAACAACUAACCCCUCCGACCCAACGUCAACCACCUCCAACCGCCACAAUGUCCGGCCCCGCGUUGAACAAGAUCGCUGCCAACAGCCCCUCGCGGGCCAGCCCCUCUGAGCUCGAGCAGAACAUCGCCCAGGCUCUGUACGACCUCGAGAGCAACACCGCCGACCUCAAGGUCGCCCUCCGCCCUCUGCAGAUCGUCUCUGCCCGCGAGAUCGAGGUUGGCCACGGCAAGAAGGCUAUUGCCAUCUUUGUCCCCGUCCCUUCCCUGCAGGGCUUCCACCGCGUCCAGCAGCGCCUCACCCGUGAGCUCGAGAAGAAGUUCUCCGACCGCCACGUCCUGAUCCUCGCCUCGCGCCGCAUCCUGCCCCGCCCCAAGCGCUCUGCCCGCUCCCGCAACACCCAGAAGCAGAAGCGCCCCCGCUCCCGCACCCUCACCGCCGUCCACGACGCCAUCCUCACUGACCUCGUCUACCCCGUCGAGAUCGUCGGCAAGCGCCUCCGCACCAAGGAGGACGGCUCCAAGCUCCUCAAGGUCAUCCUUGACGAGAAGGAACGCGGCGGCGUCGACUACCGCCUCGACACCUACACCGAGGUCUACCGCAAGCUCACCGGCCGCGGCGUCACCUUCGAGUUCCCCCAGUCCGGCGCCACCGAGUACUAGACGUGUCUCACUUCUCAUCAAGAGAGGAGGCUUGCGUUUACUCGUUUUGUGUGUGUGGGAUGGUUUACUAAAAGACAUCAAAGAGGGAAUGAUUCAAAAAGUGAUCUUUGGUCGGUCAAUGAUGGGUUUGGCAUUUGGUCUGCUGCGAUGAGAGCAUGGCAAUGACUGGUUGGUCAAAAGGGUCUGGCGUCUAAAGGAUGUUAUAGCUUGGGCGAUUCAAUUACAGGCUGCCCCCGAAAAUGCAUAUACCACACAUCUGACCGCCCCUUACUCCACCUUCCGUUCCGAUUGAUUGCGUGAUUGAAUUUGACUGGCCGUGGACAUGCGUGCAUCGUCGUCCUCCGCC